AUGGCCAACAAGACCAUUCACCAACGCCACAAGUCUACCAGCAACCUUGUGAACACCAUGUCUACCGCAGCUGGCUUUUCUAAGCUCGCGGUCAAGCCCAAUGUCCAAAGCGACUUGGACGCUCGGGCGAAACCCGCACCAACUAACUCGUACAUGCCGGUCAUCAAGCACCCUAACGUCUAUCCCGGUCCUGUUGCCACGGAUCAAGAGAACCGAAACCACAAUGCUUCUAAGGACGCCUUCCUACGACCGGCGCAACGACUUCCCAAGUCUCUUAUCCACUCUGUUUCGACGAAUCAGCUCCAAGCUGCAGCUAACGAGCCAGCACCCAUCUUAAAGCAACAGCCGCAGCAGUACCCCAUCAAGAAGAGAGGCCAGCAGCUCAAGGUUUUCAGUGACACCCAGCCUGAGAAGGAACAACCUACUCUGGAAAAAGUGAACCGAGCCGCCAUUACUUUGAAGUAUAGUACUCAGCCGCAAGUCGAGGCCAAAGACUGGGUUCUUGUAGCGUCAGGGAAAGUGCUACCGGAAGGUCGCCAGCAAGGAUCUCACCUGGAGAAUCCCAAGAAGGACGCUCAGAAUAGCAAUCUUUCUAUUCCCCGUCAAGCGGAGGAAGAGGUUACGGAGGCAGUCUACCUCGACGCCGUCGAAGAGCUUCCGAGUAACUUGUAUUCUGUAGCAAAGCCGGAGAAGGAAGCAGCCUGGAGAGCGGCAGUUGAUUACUUGAACAACGAGACCGGUUGGGUAUCUCCGGCUCUUGACGCGGAUGAGGACGAUUUACCCGCUGCUACCAGUCAAGGCAUGUACCCUCACUACGACGAACGAUUCGCCUCCAGCGCAUUCACCCAGCCUCAGAACGCGGCUGAUGUAUCCGACGACGAUGAGGAGGACUACUAUGACGAGCAGGGCUAUACUACAGCCCAUUCCGGUCGAGACAACACGACAGGUGGUGUUACUACUAUCAUGGUUCCUCCCAAGCUCACCAAGAAAGGCGCUGCAGAAAUUGCGGCCGCCAAAGAGAUUGUGGAGAGAAAGGUUGGCAGUGAUGCCCAAGACGAUGAGGAAUGGGAUAUUAGCAUGGUGACUGAGUAUGGAGAGGACAUUUUUAAUUACAUGAAGGAAAUGGAGAUCGAUCUGUUGCCCAAGCCUCAUUACAUGGAUAUCCAGACUGAGAUCAAGUGGUCCAUGCGAGCUGUCCUAAUGGACUGGGUCAUUCAAGUCCACACCCGUUUUGGACUUCUUCCAGAGACGCUAUUCUUAGCCGUCAACUACAUCGAUCGAUUCCUCUCGGUUAAAAUUGUCUCCAUAGGAAAACUCCAACUAGUUGGUGCUACCGCCCUUCUGCUUGCUGCAAAGUAUGAAGAAAUCAAUUGCCCCUCGGUGCAAGAAAUCGUCUAUAUGGUCGACGGCGGCUAUAACCAGGAGGAGGUCCUCAAGGCAGAGCGUUUCAUGCUCACCAUGCUCAACUUCGCACUAGGCUGGCCUGGUCCGAUGAGCUUCUUGCGACGUAUCAGCAAGGCGGACGACUACGACAGUGAGAUUCGAACCGUAGCCAAGUACUUCCUCGAGGUUACCGUUAUGGACGAGCGCUUCGUUUCAAGUCCUCCCAGCUAUGUGGCCGCUGGAGCCCAAUGCCUUUCGCGCAUGAUUCUGGGUAAAGGCGACUGGACACCCGAACAUGUUCACUAUUCCGGUUAUACUUUUGCCCAGUUGAAGCCGCUGAUUGGAAUGCUCUUUGACUGCUGCCGAAUUGGUCGCAAACACCAUCGAGCAGUCUUCGAGAAAUAUUCAACUCGACUUUUCAAGCGCGCAGCUCCGUUCGUCGAAGAACAGAUCCAGAACGGCUUUAGACUUCCCUUCCAGCGCGGCUAUCACCACAUGUUGGAUGUCCCGACCAACGAGGUACAUACAGGAUCGUAUACUAUGUCGAUGCCGCCUCUUACUUUGGGUUGA
This is a messenger RNA of Daldinia vernicosa, 1953 nucleotides long. Its product is annotated as cyclin-like protein. The coding region runs from base 1 to 1953 and encodes 650 amino acids. Gene Ontology annotation, cellular component: nucleus; cytoplasm; cyclin-dependent protein kinase holoenzyme complex. The transcript has 3 exons. Gene Ontology annotation, biological process: regulation of cyclin-dependent protein serine/threonine kinase activity; mitotic cell cycle phase transition. NCBI's taxonomy places the organism in Eukaryota, Fungi, Ascomycota, Sordariomycetes, Xylariales, Hypoxylaceae. Gene Ontology annotation, molecular function: cyclin-dependent protein serine/threonine kinase regulator activity. The record is from RefSeq and is a predicted model, not a curated record.